AUGGCAGAUCGUGGAGUCCAGUCAUACGCGUUGCGUCGUAGGAAAGCAGACGCGAAGGACGGCGGUAAUGACGCUACGGCGAGGCAGCAGCCGCCCAUAGGUGUUGGCGGACCCGACGAGCAGCCGUCUCCGAUAAGCGCCGCGGCGGAUGACAACGUCGAGACGAGCAACGAGGGCGGGAAGCAGACACUGAUGGGUUCUCUACAUUCCGUUGCCGGGACUCCUAGCAACCGGAUGGAAGACUUGUCGCUGGAGAAGGAGACGACGAUGGCGGGUGGCGAAACAAGGAAGUUGAUGAGGGAGGCCUCCACCGACGAGGAGGUGAGGCCGGAAGCGAGUGGGAGAGGAACCGUCGCCAACGUGCGCCUCGCCGUAACUGGCAUUACACCAUCGUGUCCCGGCGGUAUCGGGCUGUGGAACGAUGGGGGUUAUAAAGCCACCAUGGUGGUGGUCUUCGGGGAUGCUGAUGUCGUUGCUGGUGUCGAAUGCAAUGACCUCUCUCUGCUGGGGCGGGUGAUUGGCUUUGCUCCUCCGAUUCGCCAUCUUCAAACAACGAUGGGGCGGUUAUGGGGGUGCCGCGGAGCCAUCUCUGUCCUCCCGGUUGCGGAAGGUCUCUUCCAGUUCGUAUUCCCGUCGGAGAAUGAUAUGGAUGCUGUGUUGAAGCAGUCUCCUUGGUUCCUACCCAAGUUCUUGGUCAACCUGGCCCCAUGGGUGGAGGUUACUCCGACGGUUGCCGACCAACUCUGGAAAGUCCCCCUCGACCUGCAAUUCUGGAAUAUUCCUCCCCAAUGUUGCACUCGGAGGAUGGCUUCUCUCCUGGGCUUGGCUUUGGGGAAGAGUGAGGCGGCUGCGGUUCACCGCAUCUCGGGCUCCAGCGAACUCUACCUCCGUGCGAAGGUUUGGCUGGAUGGUCGAUUGCCAUUACCGACCUCGGUCCCUGCUGCUCACGACAAGGGAGGGAUAGGGCCGUUCUCGGCGACGAUCACCUUCAAAAGGCUCCCCCAAUUCUGCUAUCUAUGUGGUAUUUUAGGCCAUGUUGGACAACACUGUCCUCGCCGCGAGGAGCUUCUUGGCUCGGUGACCCCUUACGGCAAGCAUCUGAUCGCAACAAAAUCAUGCCCCAAAGUCAAUGAACGUUCUCUGCUCACCAGGAAGCAAUACACUUGGAUUCGCCAGGAGGUUGCAGAUUCUUCGUCACAGGGGCGCUCACCUGCUCAAAAGGAGACGGUGCUGCUCAUGGAUCGUCAAGGGCGGAUGGAUUUGGCUGCGAAUGGGAAGUUUGGACAUCUCCCGCCUUCUGGGAGCGUUCCUGCUCUGGACAUUGUACCUUCCUCGGAGAGGGGCUUGAUGGCACAACCUGUAUCAUCGUUGAUCAGGCAGAGGGAGCUGCUGGCCGACCCUGCAAGUGCUGGAAUAGCGAAGAAAGCUCGCUGUGAGCCUAUGAAUACAGCAGUCGAAAAUGAGGAGUGUGAUGUGGUGGAGGCAACCAGCCCGAACUGGUCCCACCCGGCGCCAUGA
Molecule: messenger RNA, 1518 nt
Organism: Linum tenue
Lineage: Eukaryota; Viridiplantae; Streptophyta; Magnoliopsida; Malpighiales; Linaceae
Source: the annotation of a GenBank genome assembly